GACAUGCGCAGUGAGUGCCUCCCGUCUCUUCUACCCGAACCCCCCCUCCCCCCCCAAGCAGAGAGACCCCAGCAGCAGCAGCAGCUGAUGAUGAAGAGAGAGGCAGUGGCAGAGGGGGGGCACCUUUUAUUUCUAUUUUUAAAGGGACAGGACACUAAUUUUACCCCACUUCAACCUUGAAUUGAGGGGGGUGGGGGGAAGGCGGCUGAGUUCCUUCCCCCACCCUCCAGCCCUGAGACCUGAGAGGGGGAUUGAGCUUGAGAAAGAAGGAGAAGGAGUUUCUUCUUCUUCCAAACCCCCCCAUCCACGACUCCUACCCCCUCCACUAGCCUCCCUCCCGAGCCCUCUCCAUCCUCCUCCUCUUUGGCCGUGAGAGGAGAGAAAGAGACCAAAAGCCUCUUAGCAACACAGACCCUUCUCUGCUGCUGCUGCUGCUGCUGUUGCUGUUGCUGCUGCUGUUGCUGCUGCUGCUGCUGCUGCUACUGCUGCUUGGCCCUGGCUGGAGACAUCUCACUACACCCAGGAGCAGCCACUUCCCCAGCUCUCCUCCUCCUUCGCCUCCUCCUCCUCCUCCACUCCCCCCCUCUUUAUUACCCUUUGUGUCAUCCUCCACAGCUCCAGGGAAGGCACUCAAAAGUGGGGGGCAGGAAAGAUGCUUAUUGAGGAUAUCAUUUUCUGUGUGUGGGAAUUAGAUACUGAAGGUUACAUGGUUUACAGACAAGAUCUUUAAAAAGAGACGUUCAAGGCCUCUGCCACCAGUGUCCUUGCCCUCACAGUGAGUGCCAACUGACCUCCAACUCCCAAGAGACCUUCCAAGAUCCACGGUUGUAAUGGAUGUAAGCUUACCUUUCAAGACUCUAAAUGUUCUUAAUUUCAAAACACAUCUGACUCCCAAAAGUUUUGGAUGAAAGUGUUGUGUAUACUUUCUGGAAAUUAAGAAAAAAGGAGAAUUUGGACCAAGGAAAUAAAUACCAGAAACCAAGAGCACAGAGUAUUUUCCUUCAUCAAUCCAUAGACUCUUCUCUAGUUUAAUCAAAUACAAAAGAAUGACCACCUUGGCAAAUGGCCACAGAGGAUGUCAACAAUUUUUUGGAGAGAGAAGAGGUACUCCUUUAUAGGGACUCAUAAAGGCAUAGAGCAUCCAGAGAUUUACUGCCUCCACUACACUGCUGGGUCUCACAGCACGUGUUAUGUUUUCAUCUGUUUCUCUCCAGAAGAGGUUGGAAACGCAAGUGCCUACAGAGGCCAGGCUGGUGGGAAUGAAGCAGGAAGCCACUGCAGUGAACUGGAGAACCAAGUCCUUUGUGAGGGAGCAGCCACUGCUCCGUUCCAGAUAAUUGUUGCAAGGCAGGAAUGUUGACCUAGUGUUACCACAUUGUCCAGUUUCUCAGGCUACAUUAUUGGAAUUUUGAAGACAUGAAAACAUCAGGUGAACCAACCUACAACAUCUUGGAUUCAGAUUGGAAGAUGAAGAGAAAGUUUAAAGAAUGUGGUCUAUAAAGGCGGGUAGUACCUGGAAAUAUUAACUGACUCACACUGUAAAAAUGAGACCAGUUUCUAAACAUUAGAAGUUAGUCCAACAUCAAGGUUCAAGACAAAAUGUUGAACUAAAAACUUACACUCCUCUCCUCCCCCACUUCAGACAGGUACCAGCAUUGGUGAACAUGAUGUUCUUUAGUCAGAAGCACUUGUUUUUACCCAUGUAGACCAUGCUCAAGAAUUAAACAUCGGUCAUUUAAUGUAGAUUAUAAUGGGAAACUGAUUUUUUCUAAAAUGGCAGAUUUCAAGGACUUGGUUCCAAACUGAGCCGAAGCUUCCCAAUGCAUUUUGUGCAGUCUGGGGAAAACUGUGCUGCAUUGGCCAUUUUUGAAGGCCAUGAUGCCCUGUAAGAUAAGGAUAUCAUCUUAUUGCUGAUAUCUUUGGGGAGUCCCAAGCAGACACAGAAAAUGAAUGGAGGCAAGGAGUGUGACGGAGGGGACAAGGAUGGAGGUCUUCCAGCUAUACAAGUUCCUGUGGGUUGGCAGCGACGUGUGGAUCAAAAUGGAGUGCUUUAUGUCAGUCCCAGUGGGUCUUUGUUAUCUUGCUUGGAGCAGGUUAAAACAUACCUGCUUACUGACGGAACAUGCAAGUGUGGCUUGGAAUGUCCUCUUAUUCUUCCCAAGGUGUUUAAUUUUGAUCCUGGAGCUGCUGUGAAACAGAGAACUGCAGAAGAUGUUAAAGCAGAUGAAGAUGUCACAAAGCUAUGCAUACAUAAAAGAAAAAUCAUUGCAGUGGCCACACUUCAUAAAAGCAUGGAAGCCCCACAUCCUUCUCUGGUGCUCACCAGUCCCGGAGGAGGAACAAAUGCAACUCCAGUAGUACCUUCACGGGCCGCAACUCCAAGAUCUGCAAGAAAUAAAUCUCAUGAAGGAAUUACAAAUUCUGUAAUGCCUGAAUGUAAGAAUCCUUUCAAGUUAAUGAUUGGAUCAUCAAAUGCCAUGGGAAGGCUAUAUGUACAAGAACUGCCUGGAAGCCAGCAACAAGAACUCCACCCUGUCUACCCCCGGCAAAGAUUGGGCAGCAGCGAACACGGACAGAAAUCUCCAUUCCGUGGCAGCCAUGGAGGCCUGCCCAGCCCAGCAUCAUCAGGUUCCCAGAUAUAUGGAGAUGGCUCAAUCUCUCCAAGGACUGACCCACUUGGAAGCCCUGAUGUUUUCACAAGAAGUAAUCCUGGUUUUCAUGGAGCUCCCAAUUCCAGUCCUAUUCACCUGAAUAGGACUCCUCUUUCUCCACCUUCAGUAAUGCUACAUGGUUCUCCUAUACAGUCAUCUUGUGCAAUGGCUGGAAGGACUAAUAUACCUCUUUCCCCAACCUUGACUACAAAGAGUCCAGUAAUGAAAAAACCAAUGUGUAAUUUUUCAACUAAUAUGGAAAUACCACGAGCAAUGUUUCACCACAAACCACCCCAAGGCCCACCUCCCCCUCCUCCACCUUCUUGUGCUCUUCAGAAAAAGCCAUUAACAUCCGAAAAAGAUCCACUUGGCAUUCUUGACCCUAUUCCUAGUAAACCGGUGAAUCAGAACCCUGUUAUCAUUAAUCCAACUAGUUUCCAUUCAAAUGUCCACUCUCAGGUACCUGUGAUGAAUGUAAGCAUGCCUCCUGCUGUUGUUCCUUUGCCAAGUAAUCUCCCUUUGCCAACUGUAAAACCUGGUCACAUGAAUCAUGGGAGUCAUGUACAGAGAGUUCAGCAUUCAGCUUCAACCUCCCUGUCCCCUUCUCCAGUGACAUCCCCAGUGCACAUGAUGGGGACUGGAAUUGGAAGGAUUGAGGCAUCGCCCCAAAGAUCACGCUCAUCUUCCACAUCAUCAGAUCACGGAAAUUUCAUGAUGCCACCUCUAGGACCCCAGGCCACUUGUAGUGGUAUUAAGGUUCCACCCAGGUCACCAAGGUCAACGAUAGGGUCCCCAAGGCCAUCAAUGCCAUCAAGCCCUUCUACCAAGUCCGAUGGACAUCAUCAGUACAAGGAUAUCCCUAACCCAUUAAUUGCUGGAAUGAGUAAUGUACUAAAUACCCCAAGCAGUGCAGCUUUUCCUACUGCAUCUGCCGGAAGUGGUUCUGUAAAGAGUCAGCCUGGUUUGCUGGGAAUGCCUUUAAAUCAGAUCUUGAACCAGCACAAUGCUGCCUCCUUUCCAGCAAGUAGUUUACUCUCAGCAGCAGCCAAAGCACAGCUAGCAAAUCAAAACAAACUUGCUGGUAACAACAGUAGCAGCAGUAGCAAUUCUGGAGCUGUUGCUGGCAGUGGCAACACUGAAGGACAUAGCACUUUAAACACCAUGUUCCCUCCUACUGCCAACAUGCUUCUCCCAACAGGUGAAGGGCAAAGUGGUCGAGCAGCACUAAGAGAUAAGCUGAUGUCUCAGCAAAAAGACUCAUUGCGAAAAAGAAAACAGCCACCUACCACAGUGUUGAGUUUGCUCAGACAGUCUCAAAUGGAUAGUUCUGCAGUUCCUAAACCUGGACCCGACUUGCUAAGGAAGCAGGGUCAGGGAUCGUUUCCCAUCAGUUCCAUGUCUCAGUUACUACAGUCUAUGAGUUGUCAAAGCUCUCACUUGAGUAGCAAUAGUACCCCGGGUUGUGGGGGCUCAAAUACUGCUUUGCCUUGCUCUGCUAACCAGCUGCAUUUUACAGAUCCCAGUAUGAACUCCACUGUUCUUCAGAAUUCACUGACACAGAACAUACCUUUAAGAGGGGAAGCCGUGCACUGCCACAAUGCAAACACUAACUUUGUUCACAGUAACAGUCCAGUCCCAAACCACCAUCUUGCAGGUUUAAUCAAUCAGAUUCAGGCUAGCGGGAACUGUGGGAUGCUCAGUCAGUCGGGCAUGGCUUUAGGAAAUUCAUUACAUCCCAAUCCACCUCAGUCAAGAAUUUCAACGUCCUCCACUCCAGUGAUACCAAACAGCAUUGUUAGCAGCUAUAAUCAAACAAGUUCUGAAGCAGGCUGUUCAGGACCAUCAUCCUCCAUAGCCAUAGCUGGCACCAACCACCCCGCCAUCACAAAGACAACAUCUGUUCUUCAAGAUGGCGUCAUAGUCACCACCGCAGCCGGAAACCCACUGCAGAGUCAGCUGCCAAUUGGGAGUGAUUUUCCAUUUGUUGGCCAGGAGCACGCACUUCAUUUUCCAUCCAACAGCACUUCAAACAACCAUCUUCCACACCCCUUGAACCCCAGCCUCCUCAGUUCUCUACCUAUCUCUUUGCCAGUGAAUCAACAGCAUCUCCUAAACCAGAAUCUAUUAAAUAUCCUCCAGCCUUCAGCAGGAGAAGGCAAGUCUGAGAUCAACCUCCACCCUUUAGGUUUUCUCAACCCGAAUGUAAACGCUGCUUUAGCUUUUCUCUCCAGUGACAUGGAUGGGCAGGUCUUGCAGCCUGUUCACUUUCAACUCUUAGCAGCCCUGCUUCAGAACCAAGCCCACGCAGCUGCCAUGCUUCCCCUGCCAUGUUUCAAUCUGACCAUCUCAGAUCUUUUGCAACAGCAAAACACCCCUUUACCCUCAUUAACACAGAUGACAGCCCCACCAGACCAUUUGCCAAGCAAUCAGUCAGAGAACAGCCAAGCUGAGACCCUUUUAACCAGCCCCCUGGGGAACCCUUUACCAAGCUUUGCAGGCAGUGACACUACUUUUAACCCCCUGUUACUCCCAGCUGUCACUGGGGCCUCAGGAUUAAUGACCUUGAAUCCCCAGCUGUUGGGAGGUGUCCUGAACUCGGCAUCGGCCAACACCGCUAAUCAUCCAGAGGUUUCCAUAGCAACUUCUUCCCAGGCAACCACUACCACAACCACUACAUCAUCAGCAGUGGCAGCACUGACUGUCUCAACACUUGGUGGGACAGCAGUGGUGUCAAUGGCAGAAACAUUGCUGAAUGUAUCUAAUAAUGCUGGGAAUACAUCUGGUCCAGCUAAACUCAACAGUAACUCUGUGGUGCCACAGCUACUUAACCCUCUACUGGGGACAGGUCUGCUUGGUGACAUGUCCUCAAUAAACAAUACUUUGAAUAACCAUCAACUGACUCAUCUACAGUCGCUGUUAAACAACAAUCAGAUGUUUCCUCCAAAUCAGCAGCAGCAGCAACUUCUUCAGGGGUACCAGAAUCUUCAGGCAUUUCAAGGACAGUCCACAAUUCCUUGCCCAGCUAACAAUAACCCCAUGGCUUGUCUGUUUCAGAACUUUCAGGUGAGAAUGCAGGAAGAUGCAGCUCUCCUAAACAAAAGAAUAAGCACUCAGCCGGGGCUCACAGCACUUCCCGAAAAUCCAAACACUACACUUCCACCUUUCCAAGAUACAUCUUGUGAGUUGCAAUCUCGGAUUGACCCAUCUCUCAGUCAGCAGGUGAAGGAUGGUCUUGUUGUGGGUGGCCAAGGUGAUGCUUCUGUAGAUGCUAUUUACAAAGCCGUUGUUGAUGCAGCCAGCAAAGGAAUGCAGGUUGUCAUCACCACUGCAGUCAACAGUACAACUCAGAUCAGCCCCAUUCCAGCUCUGAGUGCCAUGAGUGCCUUCACUGCUUCAAUUGGUGACCCCUUAAGUCUCCCCAGUGCUGUCAGUGCGGUCAUUCAUGGACGAAACAUGAGCAGUGUUGAUCAUGAUGGGAGGCUGAGGAAUGCAAGAGGGGCUCGGCUGCCCAGCAAUCUGGACCAUGGGAAAAACUCAAAUGAAGGAGAUGGGUUUGAAUAUUUCAAGUCAACAAGUUGCCACACAUCUAAAAAACAAUGGGAUGGGGAGCAAAGCCCUGGAGGGGAACGAAACAGGUGGAAGUGUGAGGAAUUUUUAGAUCAUCCAGGCCAUAUCCACAAUAGUCCUUGUCAUGAAAGGCCCAACAAUGUCUCUACACUGCCAUUUCUGCCUGGGGAACAGCACCCAAUACUGUUACCACCAAGAAACUGUCAAGGGGAUAAAAUUCUGGAGGAAAAUUUCAGGUAUAAUAACUACAAAAGAACUAUGAUGAGUUUUAAGGAGAGACUAGAGAACACUGUGGAAAGAUGUGCACACAUUAAUGGAAACAGACCUCGACAGAGUCGGGGCUUUGGAGAGCUGCUGAGCACCACAAAGCAAGACCUGGUCCUAGAGGAACAAUCUCCGAGCUCCUCAAAUAGCUUGGAAAGUUCUCUGGUCAAAGACUACAUCCAUUACAAUGGAGACUUUAAUGCCAAAAGCAUUAAUGGGUGUGUACCUAGCCCUUCAGAUGCUAAAAGCAUCAGUAGUGAAGAUGACCUAAGGAAUCCAGACUCCCCCUCUUCAAAUGAGUUGAUACAUUAUAGGCCAAGGACGUUCAACGUUGGCGACUUGGUCUGGGGCCAAAUCAAAGGACUGACUUCCUGGCCUGGAAAAUUAGUAAGAGAAGACGACGUUCACAGUUCUUGUCAACAAAGCCCCGAGGAAGGGAAGGUCUGGGUAAUGUGGUUUGGUGUUCAUGCCUUCACUCAGGUGGAGCCGGAGAAGUUGAAGACACUAACAGAAGGUUUAGAAGCCUACAGCCGAGCCCGGAAAAGGAACAGAAAAAGUGGAAAGCUAAAUAACCAUUUAGAAGCUGCUAUUCAUGAGGCCAUGAGUGAACUGGACAAAAUGUCUGGGACUGUUCACCAAAUCCCACAGGGAGACAGACAAAUGAGACCCCCCAAACCCAAGAGGAGGAAGAUCUCCAGAUAACAGGGACUACUCCACCCAUGUGCAGUGUUUAUUAAAGGAGUGUGCACAGAUAGAACUGUAUAUAAGUAUUGAUACAGCCUCUGUUAUAUCAAUAUUUAUAUGAUGGCAGACAGUUACCACCACCACAGGGUGCUAAAAGAAACAGUGAUACAGUAUUUUUUUGAUCAGGAAGGAUAAAGAAUGCUUGAGAACCAAUCAGAAUCCCCUGAAUGAUGAAAGUGAUAAAUGGUCAAGAGAUUACUGAGAAACUCUUUUUUUCUACAGUGCUAAAAUUGUGAUUAUAAGAAAUAGUCCAAAUGUUUCUGAAGAAUUUUCAAUGUUGUAUAUAGAAAAUACAGAAUUUCAUGGUGAUAUCAGAAAUGUAAAUAUUGUACAAUAUUGUCAUGUACAAGCGUACCUAAUGCACACUUUAUCUUUUAUUGUACAAAGAAAUAGUGUACAAAAUUCUUUGGUUUCUAUGGAGUACACCUACCAGAGACUACAAGUGUAAAGUGAUAAAUAAAAAUACAACCUAAA
Messenger RNA from Phacochoerus africanus (Common warthog), 7700 nucleotides. RefSeq names its product methyl-CpG binding domain protein 5 (gene MBD5). NCBI's taxonomy places the organism in Eukaryota, Metazoa, Chordata, Mammalia, Artiodactyla, Suidae. Bases 1947 to 7184 code for a protein of 1745 amino acids. Gene Ontology annotation, molecular function: chromatin binding; DNA binding. The transcript has 17 exons. The record is from RefSeq and is a predicted model, not a curated record. Gene Ontology annotation, cellular component: nucleus; chromocenter.